Diachasma alloeum is the source of this 1257-nucleotide messenger RNA. RefSeq lists its product as uncharacterized. The coding region runs from base 1 to 1257 and encodes 418 amino acids. The transcript has a single exon. NCBI's taxonomy places the organism in Eukaryota, Metazoa, Arthropoda, Insecta, Hymenoptera, Braconidae. The record is from RefSeq and is a predicted model, not a curated record.
AUGCCACCUUUUCCGCUUCUGGACACACCCCAGGAAGAUGCUGAGAUGGGGGCCGGUCAACAAGCUACUCGCAUCGCCGAGGAAAUCGCACAUAUGGCCCUUGGAGACCCCCAGCCCGUCUCCAAACCUUCGAAUCCGGCAUCAGAUGCCAUCUUUAGUUCGGAUGCAGCCACUGCUGCCACCCCGUUGGAACUCAGUUCCAGUCUUCCUACUGAUGCACUCGCUGCCACUCCUACACCACCCCCUACACCAAGUACCCCAGCAUCCACACCAGAUACCACUGGACAAAGGCUUCAUCCCUCUGGGAUUAAAACCUCUACCCCUUGCGAGAUCGCCUCCAGUAACUCAGACAUACUGGAGAUUCACGCCACCGAGGAUGAACAGUUGGAGGAAGCUGCGCGCCUCACACCCAAGGAACCCUCCACAACAAUCCUCCAGCAGCCACCGACGUCGCUAGUGCCCCAGGAGCCAAGUAUCCCGGAUCUUCUUCAACAGAGACCAGAGGAACCCCUGGCCCCAAUUCUCCCAGACGCCGAUUGCAAAGAUUUGCCACCCCCAAGGAAGGCUACACGCGGCGUUAGGUGGCACCAGUGCCAUGGCUAUGGCCAUGGCUAUCCAGAGUGUUGCAGUGUCGUGAGGCACGGCUAUUGCGUAGCCUGUGGUAAGUGGCACUGCAACAUUUUCACUUGCGUGGUUAUGGACAGUCGCCAUGAGAAGUCCAGAUGGGUCAUCGAACAGAAUCUCGAGGGACAACUGCCUCAACUAAGCUCCAAAACUGCACCUCAUGCCACCCGCCUAGCACGUUACACGCUGACGAACCUCAGGAGACCCUCCGACCCCUCUGCCAAUAGGCCAACCACCCCUGGUAGGACAAGGACCUCAACUGCACCAGCAGGUCCCAACGCUGCUCUCUCGACCAAUCGAGAAGCCACCAGUGCCUAUUCUACCUCUCGACCUCAACCCUCAGCCAGUACUGAGAGAGUUUCCGUCCAGGACAGACUGGGACGCGCCAGAUCUCAGACCUACGCUGAAUCUACUGCGAAACGCCUCAAGCCAUCACCAGAACCCCUGAAGAUCAACCCCACUAUCGAUGCUCCCAGAGCCACCCCUUCGAUCGACGAUGCUGCUGUAGCCACACUCCCAACAGAUGUUCCCAGGGCCAAAACCCCCACCACUCCUUCAGGACCCCCACCAUCGCCCUCAGGACAAGUGACUUGGCCUUCAUUGCCUGCUGCACCAACAACAGCUGCCUCCUAG